CGUGGACGGUCACGAAGCGAUGUCGGUGCUCCUGCAGACGUCGCUGGGCGAGGUCGUCGUGGACCUGCGCGUCAAGGAGGCGCCACGUACAUGCCUUAACUUCCUCAAGCUCUGCAAGCUCAAGUACUACAACAACGUGCUCUUCUUCAACGUGCAGGAGAACCUCCUUGUGCAGACAGGCGACCCGACGGGCACGGGCUCGGGCGGCGACUCGGUCUUCCACGUGCUCGACCCGCGCCAGCCGCGCGCCUUUCCCGACGAGCUCGGCCUCAAGAAGCAGGUGCUGACGAAAGGCUGCCUCUGCAUGGCCAACACGGGCCCGGACUCGAACACGAGCCAGUUCUUCGUCACCAUGCGCGACGACGAUCUCACGCAGUUUGCGUCCAACACGCUCUUUGGCCACGUCGUCGAGGGCCUCGAGAUCCUCCAGUCGAUCAGCGAGCUCUACGCCGACAGCCACGGCCGGCCGUACCAAGACUGCCGCAUCCUCCACACGUUCGUGCUCGACGACCCGUUCCCGGAUCCGCCGGGCCUCGUCGAGCCGCCGUCGUCGCCGACGCACGAGCGCCCGCCGACCGAGUCGGUCGAAGUCCGCUUGAGCGUUUUGGACAAGCUCGACGAGUACGAGGGCAAGACGGAAGAAGAGGUGGCGAUCAUGCAGCGGGAUCGCGAGGCCAAGUCGCGCAGCGUGUUCCUCGAGAUCAUUGGCGACUUGCCGGACGCAGACGUCAAGCCACCCGAGGAGGUCCUCUUCUUGUGCAAGCUCAACCCUGUGACGACGGCCGAGGACCUCGAACUCAUCUUUUCGCGCUUUGGUCCGUGCACGGCCCACAUCAUCCUCGACUACAAGACCGGCGACAGUCUCUGCUUUGGCUUUGUCGAGUUCACGGACAAGGAGCACUGUAUCGAAGCGUGCUUCAAGAUGAACAACGUGCUCAUUGACGACCGCCGCGUCAAAGUGGACUUUUCCCAGUCGGUCUCCAAGCUCUGGAACAAAUUCCGCCGCAACGAAAAGCAGUCCAAGGACGACACGAAACCAGAGUCGUCUGGUAUUCGAGCCAAGCCACUUGCCAAGUAUGACCUUCUGGACGAGCCGGCCCACCGUCGAGACGACCAUCAACACAGCCACCGGCGGGACGAGCCAAAGAUCAAGGAUGAUCGCGAUGACCGAAAAGCCGAGAGCCGUCGCCGAGACGACGAUCGCCGACAUCGCAGCCGCGAUCGCAGUGACCGGCGCGAUGAUCGCAAGCGCAGUGAAGAGCGUCGUCGAUCUCGUCGCAGCCGAUCCCGCGAGAGCCGCCGCAAGUCGCGGUCGCGCGACCGGUCCGAUCGGCGUUGAGCAAACAAAACAGAUGAUCAUUUGCGGUACAAAAUGACUCACGCGGCAGUUGGCAACUUGUGGACACUCGACCACGUGCGGAUCGAGUGCUGUUCCGGGCAUAUAUCACGUAGCUACUACUAGUACAUAUUAUGGAACAAGAGGGUAGUCUGAGAUGUGGUCGACACCGA
Molecule: messenger RNA, 1509 nt
Organism: Saprolegnia parasitica CBS 223.65
Lineage: Eukaryota; Oomycota; Saprolegniomycetes; Saprolegniales; Saprolegniaceae
Exons: 1
Coding region: 20-1339 (439 amino acids)
Biological process (GO): protein peptidyl-prolyl isomerization
Cellular component (GO): nucleus
Molecular function (GO): peptidyl-prolyl cis-trans isomerase activity; RNA binding
Source: RefSeq, a predicted model, not a curated record